Molecule: messenger RNA, 1158 nt
Organism: Orbilia oligospora ATCC 24927
Lineage: Eukaryota; Fungi; Ascomycota; Orbiliomycetes; Orbiliales; Orbiliaceae
Exons: 9
Coding region: 1-1158 (385 amino acids)
Biological process (GO): cytoskeleton-dependent cytokinesis
Cellular component (GO): septin ring; cytosol; cell division site
Molecular function (GO): GTPase activity; GTP binding; molecular adaptor activity
Source: RefSeq, a predicted model, not a curated record
AUGGCUCCUGCUACAUCGGAAUCCGCGAACCUCAUCGGUAUCGCUAACUUGCCAAACCAAAGGCACAAGAUCGUGGCCAAGCGCGGAGCUGCUUUCACGAUUAUGGUCGCUGGUGAAUCCGGAUUAGGCAAGACUACAUUCAUCAACACAUUGUUCUCGACCACAAUCAAGAACUAUGCCGACCAUAAGAAGAGACACACCAAGCAGGUCGAUAAGACUGUCGAGAUCGAAAUCACCAAGGCUGAGCUAGAGGAGAAGUUCUUCAAAGUUCGCCUUACUGUCAUCGACACCCCUGGAUUCGGAGACUAUGUUAACAACCGCGACUCCUGGAUGCCAAUCAUCGAAUUUUUGGAUGACCAGCAUGAAUCCUAUAUGUUGCAAGAGCAACAGCCGCGCAGAACCGACAAGAUCGACCUCCGUGUUCAUGCCUGCUUAUACUUCAUCCGUCCAACUGGUCACACUUUGAAGCCAUUGGAUAUUGAGGUUAUGAAGAGACUAUGUACUCGUGUCAACUUGAUCCCAGUCGUCGCCAAGGCUGAUACGCUGUCACCCGCCGACCUCCAGCGAUUCAAGGAGAGAAUUCGCAGCGUAAUUGAAGCGCAGGGUAUCAAGAUCUACCAGCCACCAGUGGAAGAAGAUGAUGAGGCCGCCGCCCAGCACGCCCGCAGCUUGAUGGCUGCUAUGCCAUUCGCCGUCAUUGGCAGUGAGAAGGAUGUGAAGACCCCUGAUGGCCGUGUCGUAAAGGGACGACAGUACAGCUGGGGUGUCGCCGAAGUCGAGAACGAAGAUCACUGUGACUUCAAGAAGCUCCGAAGCAUCUUGAUCCGAACCCACAUGCUGGAUCUUAUCCACACCACCGAGGAGCAGCACUACGAGGUUUACCGUGCCCAGCAAAUGGAAACCCGCAAGUUUGGCGAGACCAAGCCUAGAAAACUCGACAAUCCUAAGUUCAAAGAGGAGGAAGAGGCUCUUAGGAAGCGUUUCACCGAGCAGGUCAAGAUCGAAGAACAGAGAUUCAGACAAUGGGAGCAGAAGUUGAUCUCCGAGCGUGAUCGCCUCAACAAGGACUUGGAAGCUACACAUGCCGCCAUCAAAUCUUUGGAGAUGGAACUCGAGCAGAUGCAAGGCUCUGCCGCUCGCACUGGCAGAAGAAAUUAA